This is a messenger RNA of Darwinula stevensoni, 1034 nucleotides long. Lineage: Eukaryota; Metazoa; Arthropoda; Ostracoda; Podocopida; Darwinulidae. The record is from the annotation of a GenBank genome assembly.
UCCACCAUUCGCAGUCGCGCAGAUUCGAGUCGUGCAUCAUGGAUCUUUCGUUCGUCAUCAGUGCUUUAUUCCUCGUGGGGAUGACGGAGGGAAGAAGGUUAUGUGAGAAUGCUGAGGAUUUCUGCGAGAGGCUUUUCAACAGGAAAGCUGGAGGAUAUCCCUGUCCGACUUCGCAUCUGGAAUGCGGAUCCUGCUUGGACGGAGGAGGAUUGGUCGGGUGGGAGGCACUCGGAGGUGUGUCUACGUAUCCAAGAAUCUCAAAUCGAUCUGGAUUCAGACCAUCUGGAUCAGUCGGAUCCCACUCAUCCCAGCGAUUUGGGCUCUGAAGAAACCGGAAUGUUAUGCUUAGGGAUGAACGUCUUGAAGAUAAUCGUCCCGAUCGUCGUCGUCUGUUGCCUUCUCAUCGCAGUCUGGCUCUGGCGGAGGAGUCGGAGUCGAACCUCGCAGAGAAGCGAGAAGUUAGAGCGGAUGGAGUCCGCCUUGUCCCCGUCCGCCGCCAGACUGCACCUACACCCUCCGCCUUCCUACGACCAAUGCAGUCCUCUGCGUUUCCAUGAAGAAGAAGCCAAGGAGACCGCUGCUGCAGCUCUGAAAGAAUCUAGGCCGAUCUCAGAAUCGGCAGAAGAGUUUCCUCUCCUACAAGCAACAAAGUGUCCCUCCCCGUGUCAAUCAGAACAAGGAAAAGACGAGAAAAGUACCGUGCACAUAGAAGGAACGACAACAGCGUCCUGGUCCUAUCGAGACGCAAUCAGCAGGCGCUGGGAGGAACUGCUUCAAAACAUGGACGUGGCGAAAGUGGAAGACCACAUGAUCUCGAAAAAUAAGCUACAGCUGAGCGAGCGGGAAGAACUGAACGUGGAGAUGGUGCGGAGGAGGCGACGAAGCGCCCUGCUCCACUAUGUGCAAAGCAGGGACCUGAAAGUCUUCGACGCAUUCUGCCAUGGCCUCGUCGCCGCAGGUCAAACUCACCUGGCGGAAAUGCUGCGCCAUCCUUCGUUACGACUUGAGUACUGUGAUUCUGAGCUGUAAUAGCC